This is a messenger RNA of Rana temporaria (common frog), 4249 nucleotides long. RefSeq names its product CCR4-NOT transcription complex subunit 4 (gene CNOT4). Gene Ontology annotation, cellular component: CCR4-NOT complex. The coding region runs from base 386 to 2806 and encodes 806 amino acids. The transcript has 15 exons. The record is from RefSeq and is a predicted model, not a curated record. Gene Ontology annotation, molecular function: ubiquitin-protein transferase activity; metal ion binding; RNA binding. Lineage: Eukaryota; Metazoa; Chordata; Amphibia; Anura; Ranidae. Gene Ontology annotation, biological process: protein ubiquitination.
GCACUGCACGCCCCCUCCCCUCAGCUGCCAGAACAGAGUAUCUCACCCCCUCCUCCAAUGUAAGAUGGUGGUGGCCGUCUGGUGGUGAAGAAUCUCCCCAGCACAAGAGCAGACGAGCCCCGCCUGGACCGCCAAGUGUCAUAGCGCGCCCCAAGCCGGAGCUGACGGGAGUAUUAUCCGCCCCCCCAAUACACAGUGCCAGAGAGGAGGAGGAGCCGCCGGUCCGCCCCCUGCCGCGCGCCAUUACCAGCCCAACACUGGAGAGAGAGCGGCGCGAGGAUCGCUGCAUCCAACAAAUUUUAAUUUCACUAAGUUAUUCUCAGCCUGGAAAAUACCAUUUUUUUUGUUUUGCUUUCUACUCCUGUAUUUCUGGGAUUUUUUCAAGAUGUCGCGCAGCCCUGACGUGAAGGAAGAUCCUGUGGAGUGCCCUCUUUGCAUGGAGCCUUUGGAGAUAGAUGACAUUAACUUUUUCCCUUGCACAUGUGGAUAUCAAAUAUGCCGCUUCUGUUGGCAUCGUAUACGCACAGACGAGAACGGGCUCUGUCCCGCAUGCAGAAAGCCAUAUCCAGAAGACCCUGCUGUCUACAAACCUCUCUCCCAGGAAGAGCUGCAGAGGAUAAAGAACGAAAAAAAGCAGAAACAGAAUGAACGCAAACAGAAAAUUUCAGAAAACCGAAAGCAUUUGGCCAGCGUGCGCGUGGUUCAGAAAAAUCUAGUCUUUGUAGUGGGCCUUUCACAACGCCUCGCAGACCCAGAGGUUUUAAAACGACCAGAAUACUUUGGAAAAUUUGGUAAAAUACACAAAGUGGUCAUCAACAACAGCACAUCCUAUGCUGGCUCACAGGGUCCAAGCGCUAGCGCAUAUGUAACGUACAUACGGUCAGAAGAUGCACUUCGAGCUAUACAGUGUGUAAACAAUGUGGUAGUAGAUGGAAGAACACUUAAGGCAUCUUUAGGUACAACAAAAUACUGCAGUUAUUUCUUAAAAAAUAUGCAGUGUCCAAAACCAGACUGUAUGUAUCUACAUGAGUUGGGGGACGAGGCGGCUAGUUUCACAAAAGAAGAAAUGCAGGCGGGCAAACAUCAGGAAUAUGAACAGAAGUUGCUUCAGGAACUCUACAAACUUAACCCUAACUUCUUACAGUUGACUACGGGUACAGUUGACAAGAACAAAAACAAAGUGACACCCUUGCAAAGCUGCGAUAGUGAUUCUGGCACCUGUCAUAAUGAACAGGAUGAGCUGUCUGGUAACCUUGGAAAUCUGAGACCCAACAGUAAUAUCACAGAUGCCUGGCCGUCAUUACAGAGUUCAAGCAGUUCCGCCAACGGUUUAACACUGGAACACGGAAAGUCGCCUCCUUUCUUAGACAAUGGCUUAGAUACCGACCAUUUAACUCCAGACGGUCCCGACUCAGACUUUGGGCUGUUUUGGGAUACCGCUGAGCAUAAUGUUUCCAAAUUUGGCAGGGUCAUAGAGGACGACACAAGUUCUGUUGACAAGUCACCCGAAUCAUUAAGUAUAGGAAACGGAGAUAACUUACAACAGAUAUUAACAAGUGACACCCCGUCUCCUCCGCCAGGUUUAUCCAAACCCAACACAGCCAUCCCCACCAGUUCAGCAAAUCACAGCGCACGGUCUCCCUUCGAAGAUGCCAUGGCAGAAUCACAGUCUCUGUUCUCGGACAACUUCCGACACCCAAAUCCCAUUCCCAGUGGACUUCCUCCUUUCCCCAGUUCCCCACAGACAUCAAGUGAAUGGCCCACAGCUCCGGAGCCACAAAGCGUCUUCACAUCAGAAACAAUCCCGGUCUCCUCAUCUACGGACUGGCAAGCUGCAUUUGGCUUUGGCUCUUCUAAACAGCAAGAGGACGACUUGGGCUUUGAUCCCUUUGAUAUCACCCGCAAAGCCUUAGCAGACUUGAUAGAGAAGGAACUGUCUGUUCAAGACCAGCCAGCACUGUCUCCCAGCUCUCUUCAGAACCCCUCUCCACACACUACUGCCAAAGGGCCAGGAUCUGGUUUCCUUCACCCCACCACAGUCACCAAUGCCAACUCUGUCUCUAGCACCUUUCCUGUUUUACCACAGCGGUUCCCACCCUUUCAACACAGAGCAGUUUAUAACUCGUACAGUUUCCCGGGCCAGGCAACACGGUAUCCGUGGAUGGCCUUUCCUCGCAAUAACAUCAUGCACUUGAACCACACGGCAAACCCAACCUCAAACAGUAAUUUCAUGGACUUGAGCCACCCUUCUCAACACAACACAGGUCUGGGAGGGAUUCCUAUUUCAGACCACAGCAAUUCAAUAGAAAGUAUAAAUAUGAAGGAAUGGCAGGAUGGUCUUAGGGCCCUCCUGCCCAACAUAAACAUCAACUUUGGUGGGCUCCCCAAUGCUUCUUCCCCUUCCAACGCUACCCACAGUGCACCAACGUCCAACACUGCCACAACAAACAGCCUGAACUGGGACUGCCCGGCCAGCUGGAUGGAUCCCGCUAUCAUUACAGGCAUCCCGUCAUCGACAGGAAACGGUUUAGAAUCUCUGCAAGAUGACAAUCCACCACACUGGUUAAAGUCCCUGCAAGCUCUGACAGAGUUGGACGGCCCCAGUAGCAGUAUACCUCCCCACCACCCUCAUAACAACCUCUUCAGCACACAAAUCCCUCUACACAGAGCAAAUUGGAGCCCAUACCCUCCCCCCACAAACCCUGCCAGUUUCCACUCCCCACCCCCAGGUUUUCAGACCGCCUUCAGACCCCCUACCAAAACACCUACAGAUCUACUACAGAGCUCCACCCUGGACCGUCAUUGAGAAAAAAAAUAUAUGGAACUGCUAGAAUUUGGGAUGUCCUUCCCUGCCUCAACCACAGUUUUCAGUCAAAAUAAAACCCUCAGUGUUUCCCUCUCAUAUAAUUUCUUCUCCUUCUCUAACAGUUUCCAGAAUUAUCAAGAAUCUUCAUUUUGAGGGGAUCAACAAGCCCUUCUCUCUCCCAAAAAAAGUUGCCAUUUGAGAGUCUGUCAUCAUUUGAAAGCUCGUUAUUGAAGGUGGCCAACAUCAAAGAGCACCACAAGUUUCCAAAAAAAUUUAGAGAGAUGAAAAUUCAAAAAGAUUUUGUUAAAUCGCUUCAAAAGAGAUCAUUGAUCUGCUGCAUGAUAUAUAUUUUUGUUUAAAAAUAAAUGAAUUUAUUGUGAUUUAACAGCUCUCAGAUCUAGCUAGUGCAGGUAGCAGGAAAAAAAAUAAUCUUAAAAUCUUUAGGGAAUUAGUAUUCUAACCUGAUCAGUAAGUAAAUAUGUGUUUUUGUUAAUGGAGAGCACCAUGCAAAUGAAAUGCCAUUUAGGUUUUGUUGAGAGUUUUUUGUCCUUUAAACAGUUUAAGGUCUGGCGAACAAAACCAUUACAUUAAUUUUCUUCAGGACCAAAGGGGCAGGUUUUUAUCAACAUUGAUUUUCAGGCCCACUGGAAUUGAAGGGGUUUAGAUGCAAUAAGUAUGUAUAAUCGUCUUACUUAUUGCCUUUUUUUUUUUUUCUCAUUUGCCAUUUGUUAGUGGUGCUUUCAGUGUUCAGUACCGCUGGCUUUAUCUGGGUAUGAUGCAGUUAAGCCAUGAAUUUUUUUCAGCUGAAUAAACAAUCCACUGUUUCUUACAGUCAACCAAUCUCUCUACCAGUACAGAUGUGUUUUUUUUAUUUUAGUUUUUUGGUAAUUCAAGACCUCAAAAGGUGUUUUGUAAAUGCUUUCUACUGUUGAGCUGCACUCUGUCAUUCUUCAGCCACGAAGAUCCAAACCGUUUUAAUCAUCAUGAAUAAUCUGCCUUACCAGACCUGUGUUUCAUUUGCAAAAUCGGGCAGUCUUUGCACUUACAGAUAUUUUGCUCUUUGUUCAAGUGGCACAUGUGUCUAGGUAUUGGGAAGAGACGGUUGAGUUUUUUUUUAUUUUAUUAAUGUGCUCUUUCUGCAGCAGAUCAAUCAGUUUUGCUUUUUCAAAAUGUGACCAGUUGAUGACAAACCCAACAGCUUCUUCAUAUCAUUUUCAAAGUCACGUAUGGGAGUUUGACCAGCCACCUGACCUAACUUCAGCAUUUCUGGAAGUUACAGCAGUAUUGAAGAUUGGGAAGAGGAGAAGCCUACAAGCGAGGGGGAAAAAUAAGACAAAUUUAAAACAUGGUUAUAACCUGACGCUAAAACUAAACCAAGAAAAUGUACCUCUGUCUACAGAAUUAAAACUAAAAUCUUAAAUAAAACAGAAAACUUGAUGAUAA